AUGGCUUUCCACCAAAGAUCGAUAAGUUUGCCAUCUAGGCCUCGCGUCAGUGAGACCGAAGUUGAGCAAGAGCUCCACAGCCUAGAAGCAAGCAUCUCUUCCUCCAACUCCAUCAACACGAUGUGCGAUGGUCUAAGGACUCUUGCAAACAUCUAUGAUGGUCUUGACGAGAUCAUUUGCCUACCAAACCACCAAGUUUGCUCCUCCCAGCAGAGGAAGAUGUUGGAUGGAGAGAUGGAGUGCUCCAUUGAGCUGUUAGAUCUCUGCAACUACAUGCAAGAGACCUUCGCCGAGAUGUUGGCCAUCAUCCAAGAGCUGCAGGUGGCUCUAAGGAAAGGAGGUGAUGCAGCUGCUCAAGCCAAGAUCCGGUCCUUUACUCGCUUGGCGAAGAAGGCCAGGAAACAUUUCAAGACUGCCAAGAAGGCUGCAUCCGAUAAGAUGGUCAUGCUAUUGACCAAGGCAAGAGAGAUCUGCAUCUCUCUGUUGGAGUCCACACUCCAUCUCUUGUCGAAGCAAAUUGAAAUGCCAAAGCAGUCUCUUGUCUGCAAGGCAUUUUACAAGAAGAAGGCAGUUGUCUGCGAGGAGGAGCAAUUGCAGGAGUUAGAGUACAGCAUUGGAGAUCUUCAGAAUGGAACAGGAAAUCUGUUCAGGAAAUUAGUCCAGAACAGAGUUUCUAUUUUAAAUAUUCUUAGCUCAUAG
This is a messenger RNA of Triticum turgidum subsp. durum (durum wheat), 699 nucleotides long. The record is from the annotation of a GenBank genome assembly. NCBI's taxonomy places the organism in Eukaryota, Viridiplantae, Streptophyta, Magnoliopsida, Poales, Poaceae.